AUGUUCGGGAUAGCCGUGCUUAUAGUAGCCUUUGUGCCUUGUCUUUGUUCAGGUGCGGAUGUGGAGUUGACAACCUCCUCCGCUUCCGUCAUAGAGGGAGAGUCACUCACCUUGACCUGUUCUGUGAGUGUGGACGGUGUUGUAGAUGCCACGUUUUUUGAGAAUGGUGGGAGAUAUCUAGGUUAUGUAAAGCUGGUUGGCGGAAGGUGUGAGGACGCUAAAAAUGACACCUGCAAACAACAGUGUUCCUGCUCAAAAGACGGCAGAAACUUUUUCUGGACGAUUUCAAACAUGGAUAGAGCAAUGGACGGGAUGGGGUUCCUAUGUGGUGUGAACACCUUAACUGAUAUAUACAGCAGUGUUCAUCGGAUCCGUGUGCUAUAUCCUCCUAAACAAAACAUCACUUUGUCGCCAUCUGGAAAGCACACCGUUACUACCGGUCAAACGGUCACACUCGAUUGUCAGGUAAAGGGUGGUAACCCUCUGGCUACACUAUCCUGGCAAUGCAAGGGGUCACUAAGGACCGGACAAAAUAAGACCUCAGCCGAUACAGCUUGGUCAAGACUGGUAUUUGAAAUAAACGAAUCAUAUCACCAACAGCAGUGUGUGUGUACUGCAAAGCACAAGGCCAUGCCUAAUUACGGAGUAUUCAGUACAAAGACAGUAUUGUUUGAUGUGAUUUAUCCACCAACAGGGAAAAUCUGGCUGUCUCAAUCUGGAAAUCAGUCCUUUGAGACUGGCACAAAUGUAACUCUUUAUUGUCAGAUAAAUGGAGGUAACCCUUCUCCCAGACUAACAUGGCUGUGCAAAGGGCGUCGACUGGCUGGAGUGAAUAUUACCACACGUGAUACAGUCGGGUCCAAACUCUCUUUUGUAGUAGAUACAAGUUAUCACCAGAAAACUUGUGUUUGUACGGCAAGACAUGAGGCAACAGGACAGGUUGGCCAAGCUUCCAUCUUGUUUGACAUCCUAUACGAACCAAUCAUUGGUAAUUUCAAAACUGUGGAAUACGUCCAAGAAGGCAAAACAUUCAGCAGAAAAUGUUCCGCUCGAGGAAACCCAAGACCAACGACAUCUUGGUUCCAGGACUCCAAACCUUUGGUGACAGGGAAUAUCAUCGAGUUCCGAAAUAUAACCAGACAAGAUGCGGGGAACUAUAGCUGUACUGCCAUUGUUACACACCCUGAAGUUUCAAAGCGAUCAAAAUUGCUCCAAAUUAUUGUUCAGUAUGGACCUGACGUCGAAGUUUCUAUAAAAAAUACUACUGAAAAUACGACCCAUUUUCGUCUGAACUGCACAGCUAAUGGCGUACCUACACUAUACACGUACAAAUGGAUACACAUGGUUGGAUCAACUGUCAUCAGAGACAAAUUUGGUGACCUGAUGAAUUUAGUGUCAGGGAGUACACUGGUCAUUCCAAAAGUAAGCUACCAAGACAUGGGGACAUAUAUAUGUGAGGUGGAGAAUGGGAUCCCGGGAAGAAAUGGUCAGAUUGCACAAAGAGGACAUGGGUUCAUGUCUGUGACAGGUAGUCCUCGAGUGAUCAAUGGACGAGAAAAAUAUGUCACAGAAAAGGACGUCUCCCUGGACAUCAAUGUAACCAUCAUCAGUUUCCCUGAGCCAGUCAACACAUCAAUCCUUCGGACAGACUCCUCUUUGCCUCUCCAGGGUGACCCAACCGUCUCCGUGUCAACCGCCCCAGUGUCAGUGUCAUUCUAUAACAAGGACGUAUAUGUUGACGGAUACAUGGCGCAGAUACACUUCAGCAAGUUUGAGGCAGAACACCAAGGACAUUACCAGUUGUGUAUCAACAAUACAUUUGAAUACACUUUCAACUUCAAAAUAAGUAUAUCAGGUAAGCCUGAUCCCCCAUCGAACCUUGUGAUCAGUCAAAUCACAGAAAACAGCGCCGUCAUAUCGUGGAUUCCCGGAGAGGAUAACGGACACAUUCAAACAUUCACAUUAACCUACAGAAAAUCAAGCGGAGAAUUACAGACCAAUUUCACCACCAGCAAAUCGUCACUCACUGUUCGAAAUCUUACCAUGUCCACACGUUAUGAGGUUUCAGUUUAUGCCAGUAAUUUAGAGGGGACUAUACAAUAUUGCAGUGCUAAAAAUGAAAUUUUGUUAGAAUUUAUUGUGAAGUGUGUGUUAAUUAACAGAACAGCAACCCAAUCAGUGACACAACAGCAACCGGCCGAAGUCGAACUGCAAACUGCAAGCCAAGGCAACGAGGACGGGGUGUCUGACGAAAGCAGAAACCCUUAUGGACAGCUUCAGGGAAGAUCAGACAGAAACACUUACGAACAGCUACAGGGGCGAUCAGACAGAAACACGUACGAACAGAUACAGGGACGAUCAGACAGAAACACGUACGAACAGUUACAGGGACGAUCAGACGGAAACACGCACGAACAGUUACAGGGACGAUCAGACAGAAACACGUACGAACAGUUACAAGGACGAUCAGACGGAAACACGUACGAACAGUUACAGGGACGAUCAGACGGAAACACGUACGAACAAGUACAGGGACGAUCAGACGAAAACACGUACGAACAGAUACAUGGACGAUCAGACGGAAACACGUACGAACAGUUACAGGGACGAUCAGACGGAAACACGUACGAACAAUUAGAAGGAAGAUCAGACGGAAAUACGUACGAACAGUUACAGGGACGAUCAGACAGAAACACGUACGAACAGUUACAGGGACGAUCAGAUAGAAACUUGAACGGAGAGCCACAAGAACGAUCAGAGACAGAUUCGAACGAAAAACCGCAUGGACAAUCAGAGACAAGCACAUACGAACCGCUGAAGGAACAACCAGAGAUACACGAGCAUAAAGACUUUUCAGCAAAACAAGACUAUGAAGACGGCGUUACACCCGAAAUCAGGUUAACCAUUUAAGCAAGCAGAUUAGGUAGAAGGGAGAACGAAUACGUCAACGUCAGAAUAAACUGAGUCGGCACCAAGUGGAUCUACAAGCAACAUAAUGUCAAAGUUUCUUCCCUAAAGCUAUUAGUUAUGUUGAAUGGUGACAAACGAUUAGGAGGGUAAUAUGUUUAUAACAUACUUGAUAUACAGAUCUCGUUUGUUCUACCAUGUGUUACAGUUUUAAUUGAUAUCGGACGACACGUGUGUAAUAACAUUUGUUUCACGUUACGACAAAUUACAACGUGACAAUAAAUGUAUAACGUGACGUAAUUGGCUAUGGUAGCAGACCACAGUAGGAUAGCCUGACCAUGGACGGUUCCUUUGUUCAGCUAAUAAUCCCUGUAUUAUGAUAUAUGAUAAAAAAACAAUAGAAAAUGUUCUUAGCCUUCACAGUUGUUUGGGAUUGCUUACUGUACACUGCUAAAUAUGUAUAUAGAUAUCAUUGAAUCAUAUAAAAAAUGAUAUCAGAGUGUGUUCAAUCACAUAUUCGUAGCAAUCAGUUAUGUGAUAAACGAAAUCUUACACCCGUGUCUAUCAAGUACGGAAUUCAUUAGACUCCUUAAAUAAAGGAUAAGAGCUUAUCAACUUAUUGAAUUAUUUCAAUGGAUUUUAUUAGGACAUAGCCAUUCAUAUAAGAUCCCCCAUAUGGUAUGCAUGUAUCGAAAACGGAUUGAGGUACAUAGUUGGCUAGAGUUGUUGGCUCUUAUAGCCAAGGAGAGAUACUUAUAGCUUCCGGAAUGCGAGGCUGAAAUAAGUAUGGUUUUUAAGUGGUUGGUUAAAUUAUUAGAUCGAAUAGCAUGAUAAUUUUCACUUGUCAUAAUGGUCAAUGUCUUCUAAGAUAAUAAAAAAUAAGUAAUGUCAUAUAAUAAUUGAUACAUACCUAAAUUAUGUACGUAAUUAAUCUUCCAUGAUUUCUAUACUACAUGUAAUAUCAGGCAUAUAAUCAAUACAUACAAUAUAAACAUAUAUGUAAUCAAAUA
Molecule: messenger RNA, 3917 nt
Organism: Pecten maximus
Lineage: Eukaryota; Metazoa; Mollusca; Bivalvia; Pectinida; Pectinidae
Product: hemicentin-1-like
Exons: 13
Coding region: 1-2910 (969 amino acids)
Biological process (GO): cell-cell adhesion
Cellular component (GO): cell-cell junction
Molecular function (GO): cell adhesion molecule binding
Source: RefSeq, a predicted model, not a curated record